This is a messenger RNA of Arachis duranensis, 1804 nucleotides long. Its product is annotated as protein ALP1-like. The transcript has a single exon. The record is from RefSeq and is a predicted model, not a curated record. The coding region runs from base 89 to 1621 and encodes 510 amino acids. Lineage: Eukaryota; Viridiplantae; Streptophyta; Magnoliopsida; Fabales; Fabaceae.
UCUUCCAAAAUUAAAUUCUUCACCAUUCACAUUUCACAUUCUUUGUUCACACUCCCAAACUUCGCCACCUUUUAAUCCUUUCUUUCACAUGGAAAUUGGGUCAGCACCUCCAAUUCUUACCCUCGAAGAUUACUCUUACUUGUUCCCCGAUAUGGACUCUAAUUUUCUCUCUCUCAACAAAAAACGUCACAGGAACGAACAAGACGAAGAAGAAGAAGAAGGAGAAGGAAGGAUUAAUAUUAAUAAUAAUAUUAAUAUUAUUAAUAAUAGUACCGGUUCUUCACUUAACGAUUUACUCUCGUCCCUAAUUCACUUUGAUAACAAGGAAGUGAUGGAUCCAGAAGAAAUGAAGCCAACGAUUCCGUUCAAUCCUAAUCAUCAUAACUACUUCGCAACAGCGUCGCAAUUCCAAGGUCAAUUCAACGAAUUCAAGCUUGAAGUUGAAGGAUUGGAAAAUGAUUAUUCUGGUUCACCAACGAAGAAGGCUCGGCGAUCUGCGAAUUCUCCGGAUAAUAAUAAUCAGGUGCAGGCGAGUGCAGGGUCGAGUUCCAUGGGGCCGCAGCGGAGGCUAUGGGUUAAGGACCGGUCCAAGGACUGGUGGGAGCGAUGCAGCCACCCGGAUUUUCCAGAAGAAGAGUUCCGAAGAUCGUUCCGUAUGAGCAAAGGAACGUUCGAGAUGAUUUGCAGAGAGUUAGAUUCCGCGGUUACGAAGAAGAACACCAUGCUUCGCGACGCGAUUCCCGUUCGCCAGCGCGUGGCCGUCUGCAUUUGGCGGCUCGCCACCGGUGACCCGCUCCGACUGGUGUCGAAGCGGUUCGGACUCGGGAUAUCCACGUGUCAUAAGCUUGUUCUUGAGGUUUGUUCUGCCAUUAAAACGGUUCUGAUGCCUAAGUUCCUUCAUUGGCCUGAUGAGUCUGUUAUGAAGAAGAACAAGGAAGAAUUCGAAUCGGUUUUUGGGAUCCCUGAUGUUGGUGGAUCAAUGUACACUACACAUGUUCCGAUCAUUGCUCCAAAGACUAAUGUAGCUGCUUACUUCAACAAGCGCCAUACGGAGAGGAACCAGAAGACUUCUUACUCCAUAACCGUCCAAGGAGUGGUUGAUCCAAGAGGAGUCUUCACUGACGUGUGUAUUGGUUGGCCUGGUUCAAUGCCUGAUGAUCAAGUUCUUGAAAAAUCUGCAUUGUUUCAGAGAGCUAGCAAGGGAAGCUUGAAGGAUGUUUGGGUUGUUGGAAACUCUGGACAUCCUCUCAUGGAUUGGAUCUUGGUACCUUACACUCACCAGAAUCUAACUUGGACUCAGCAUGCUUUCAAUGAGAAGAUUGGAGACAUACAAAAGGUAGCUAAGGGUGCAUUCUCCAGGCUUAAGGGUAGGUGGUCUUGUCUUCAGAAGAGGACUGAAGUGAAGCUUCAGGAUUUACCUGUUGUUCUUGGUGCUUGUUGUGUUCUUCACAAUAUAUGUGAGAUGAGGAAUGAGGAGAUGGAUCCUGAUUGGAGUUUUGAUCUCUUUGAUGAUGAGAUGGUGGCAGAGAAUGGUGUUAGGUCUGCUGCUUCAGUGCAGGCUAGGGAUCAGAUUGCUCACUAUCUGUUACACCAUGGCCGGGCAGGCACCACUUUCUUGUAGAAGCUUUCUUUGUUUAUCAUCAUUUCUAGUUGUUUUCUCUAGAUUAUUGCUGAUUCUUUUGGCUAUGUUUUGUUAUAGUCACAUUUGGGAAUAAAUAAAAAAGGUUGUAAUAUUGUAAUGUUGUAGCACUAUGUAUAGGCCCAACCAAUAUAUAAAAAGAAAAAGAAAAGUUUGGAUACUGAA